CUAGUGGAUAUGUUACGAAUGCAUUUCUUUGAAUACCUAUGUUGUUAAUAUUUCUGAAACACAUAGAAUUAACUUAUGAUACUGAUAUUCAGUUUUUAUUUAGUAGUUUUAUGUAAUACAGCUUAGGAUAUGAUUAAGAACAUUUUCUGUGAAAUUUAAGUAGUGGUUUGUGAUAAAGCUUCUGUUACAAUGGCAUCAUCUAAAAAGGUUGUUGACAGAUUAGACAGCAUAAAAUCUCUUAAUGAGUUAGAUUUAGGUGAAAAUCAGUAUGUGAAAGUUUCAACUCUUGUUGAAUGUGUAAGUGAAACGUUAGAUAAUAAAGCUGAGAAUUCUAAAGAAGUUAAUCAAAGUGAAUGUGAUGAUAAAGUGAAAAAUUCUGAAAAUCAUAUGCAGAAUGAAAAUGAUGAUGAGGUGACUGCAGAUGAAAGUGCAGUUCCCCCAGUUUUUCGACGUUUUCUCCGUAGAUUUAGUGAAAACAAUGGAAUUGAAACAACUGUACCAGAUUUGGAACACAGAAAAAAGAUUGAAAACAUAGGCAAAAUGACUCAAAUGACACAAGAAGAGAUAAUUACUAAUACGAAAACAGUUAUCCAAGGUUUGGAGGCUCUGAAAAAUGAACAUAACUCCAUUCUAAAUGGCCUGUUAACAUCUCUUAAGGCUGUACAGCAGGAGAAACCAAGUGAUAACAAUGUCGUUGAAGAAAAGACAUCGAUUAUUAAAAAGACCCUGGAGUCUAUUGAAUUAGGCCUAGGGGAAGCUCAGGUUAUGAUGGCUUUAGCUGGUCAUCUACAGACAGUUGAAGCUGAGAAACAAAAAUUGAAAGCUCAGGUUCGUCGCCUUUGCCAAGAAAAUGCAUGGCUGCGUGAUGAAUUGGCAAAUACACAGCAAAAACUUCAAGCUUCUGAGCAGAUGGUUGCUCAGUUAGAAGAAGAUAAAAAGCAUUUGGAAUUUAUGAAUGCUUUGAAAAAAUAUGACAUUGAAACUGGUUCAGAAGAAAAUGUGUUUGAAAAGAAACCCGAUAGUGAGGAGCCUUUGAACUUAGGAUUCCCUGAAGAUGAUGACGAUAGUGCUCAUCAUGAAGCACUCUCACCCACCCCAUCUACACAAAUGUCUGUAUCAGCUAAUGCAGGAUAUGAAAUCCCUGCUCGUUUGCGUACUUUACAUAAUUUGGUAAUCCAGUAUGCUUCUCAAGGGCGAUAUGAAGUUGCAGUACCUCUUUGCAAGCAAGCCUUGGAAGAUCUUGAAAAAACUAGUGGUCAUGAUCAUCCAGAUGUUGCAACUAUGCUUAAUAUAUUAGCUUUAGUGUACAGGGAUCAAAAUAAGUAUAAAGAAGCUGCAAAUUUAUUAAACGAUGCUCUUGCAAUCAGAGAAAAGACAUUAGGAGAAAAUCAUCCUGCGGUUGCUGCAACUUUGAAUAAUUUAGCAGUUUUAUACGGCAAGAGAGGAAAAUACAGAGAGGCAGAACCACUCUGUAAGAGAGCAUUAGAAAUAAGAGAGAGGGUAUUGGGGAAAGACCAUCCGGAUGUUGCAAAACAGUUAAAUAAUUUAGCAUUGUUGUGUCAGAAUCAAGGAAAGUAUGAAGAAGUAGAAAGAUAUUAUCAACGUGCCCUUGAAAUUUAUGAGAAAACAUUGGGUCCUGAUGAUCCCAACGUAGCAAAGACCAAAAAUAAUCUGGCAUCUGCGUAUUUAAAACAAGGGAAGUACAAAGAAGCUGAAAUUUUAUAUAAACAAGUACUUACAAGAGCUCAUGAAAGAGAAUUUGGUAGCAUUGAUGGAGAGAAUAAACCAAUAUGGCAAGUAGCAGAAGAACGGGAGGAAAAUAAAAAUAAACAGAAAGAAAAUUCUCCUUAUGGAGAAUAUGGUGGAUGGCAUAAGGCUGCUAAAGUUGACAGCCCAACAGUGGCAACUACAUUAAAAAAUUUAGGGGCAUUGUAUAGAAGGCAAGUCAAAUAUGAAUCUGCCUGAUCCCUCGAAGAUUGUGCUCUGAAGGGCUAGAAAGAGGCAUUGGACUCAGGUAGACAGGGUAAGUCUCCCCAUUUUCUAAGUGCUGAUCUGACUGCUAUUCCAAAGGAAAAAAGAAGGUCUAAAGAAUUAAGCCGCAGAGGCUCCCGAGAAUCUCUAGACAGCAUGGCUUAUGACCACUGUAGUGAAGCUGAUGAUACCAAUGGAAAACUCAAACGAAGCAGCAGCUUCAGCAAAUUGAGGGCCUCGAUACGACACAGUAGUGCCAAGCUUCUUCAUAAACUCAAAGGGGAUCAGUCAGCUAAUGGCAACAUGGAAAGUCUUGCAGCAAGAAUGAAACGAGCCAGCUCAAUGUCAAUGCUUAAUUCAGAUGAACAGGUCAAAAGCAAUUUGAUGACCAUGCGAUCCAAAACAGCAAGCACAGACCAACUAAGAAGUCGAGACACUCAUUAAUGAACAUUUUUCCAGCAUAGUUAUUUUUUAGAAUUUAGACUUUUUUGAUCUCUGCACCCUAGGAUAUCGCUAGCAGUAUUUAACUGAAAGUGUCAGACAUUAACAGAACUGGAGUGUAAAUAUAUACAAAGUUAAUAUUGCCUAUUGGGGGUUUAAAAAUAUGCAGUAUACUGUUAAGUCAAUGUAUAUAGAUAAAGUUCCUUGUUUUAACUUCAUGUUUGCCAAUAAAAAGUGCUGUUGCUUUGGAUAUCGCAGCUUCCUUGGAGUUAAGUAUCUGAUUUUUGCAAUUUAAGGAAAUGUGAUAUUAUUUUUUAUUAUUGUUCUUCUUUGUGCAUUUGGUGAAGUAGGGCUUUUUUCUUUUCUUGCAUGUGUGAUUUAAAUUAAUGUACAUUGUUAUACGAUUAUUGUGUGUUGUUUUACUAUUGUAAUUUGUAGGAGGUUUGGUCAAUAUUAUAUUUUUUAUGUACAGAAAUCACAUUCAUAAUUAUGUAAUAGUUUUAUUGAAAAUCUGUAUUUUGUCUGUUUUAUUUAAGAUUGGAAAUUUAAUCUCCUGUUUACCCUAUAAAGCAUGUUUGGUAUUAAAGUUGUGUUAAUUAAUAAACAAAGCUGUGUAUAAUACAUUAAACUCAGAAGAAUUGUAUGCUGUUCUUCUUUGUAUUUAAAAAAUUUCAACUUACAUUUGUAAUUGAAAGGAUUGAUCAUAAAUCAGGAUUGUAAAUUGUUUGUGUUUCCUUUCAUAUUUUCUCAUCUCUUUGUGUGCAUGGAAAAAGCAUUGUUAAAUAUUUAUUAGCUCAUUAAUUAAUUAUAAUAUAGGCGCACUUGAAGUUGCCUUUCAUUUCUUCUAAUGUAGCUUUUGGAUCAUGUGUAUUUAUAAUUUUACAGUGUGUAAGAUCUCUCAUUCAGUUUUUAUAAGCUUUCAAAAAAAAAAAAAAAAAAAAAUUAAAUUUUUUACUUUUAUCACUGUUUCUAUUAUUUGUUAAUGAACUUCUUGUUUUAAGAAAUUUGUUUAACUGGGUACUGCUCAGUUAGCAAAAAAAAACAUGUAUUAUGUUCUUUUAUAAGGGAGUGAUGUUGUAAAAAACAUCCCUAAUACUCAAGUAUUGGGCCUUUCCCAUAAUGGAAAUUUUCAGUUAAUUAUUCAAAAGAAUAAAUGAAUGUUCUAUAUUAUUUAAUUAUUUUUUCUUCCUUCUGAAUAGUAAUAAUUUAGUUUUUUUUACUAGCCUAGGCAGAAAAUAUUUGUGUUCAGAUGUGCUUGAACAUUUAAAUUAUUAACAUUAUUACAAAGACAUCUCUCAAAGCAUUAUGGAUUGGUGUGAGUCAAACCAUAACUGAGCAAAUGAAAAAUAAACAUUUUGGCUUAUUUGCAUUCCAUAUUAUGAAGUUUAUGUAAAUAUGUAAUUUUUCGAAAAAUUCGAUGGAGUAAAUGGAAUAUAAUACACUUAAAAUAAAUCAGGCUUAUUAAAAAAAAUAUUGUGUCCUUUUAGUUGGAUUGCUGAAAGUUUAGAAGUUAUUUAUAUAACUCACUUAUAUUUUAUGUUUUUUUAAUGAAAAAGAAAUGUAAUAAGGAAUUUUAAAGUUUAAAAUUGUAUAAGAUGAUGGUUUUAUGUUAUAAAAUUAAUGAAGAUCAUCAAAUGAAUGUUGAAGGUUGCAUGUUUGUAUAUGCUGUGAAGUUUAAAAUUUUCAUCUCUUUUUAUAGAUGGAGCUUUUAUAAGGCAGUUUUGUAAAGGCACUAUUGUAAUGAUAAUUUUUAGUAGCUAAAAAUAAUUAUUUCCACACUGCUAGUGAUAUUUUGUAAAUGAUUUUGAUAGCAUUUGUGUGCAUUUUCUGUAAUUUUUAAACACAGAAUCAAAGAAUGAAUUUUGUGAAAAGAAAUGUCAGCAUUAUACUGUAUUGCAAUGCAUGAUAGUGACAUUAGCAUUGGAACAGGACUUCAUGACAGAUCUAAUUGGCAAUAGGUACUGAAUGUGUAAUAAAUAUAUUUCCAUAUCUUAUUUGCUUAAAUUCUUGUAUUAAAACUAUAUUUCAAAACAUAAUCAAAAUUUUUCGAUAUCAUAGCAUGUUUAUCAGCUAAAAAUGCCAGUUUUGGAAUGGUCAGUGAACAGAUAUAUUUGCCUUCUUUAAGUUUGGUUUGUGAAGUGAUUGUAAAUUAGACAUUAUUGUUUUUUGAAAUAGUGUGAAUUGUUUAACCUAAAGUUACCAUCUAAUCAAAUAUGCACUUCCAGUAUUCCCAGAAAAACAGUUAAAUGCUUUAGAGAGCUAUAAUAUUCAAUCAAGUAAGUAAAAAGAAAAGAUGUUACACUUAAUUUUUGCAAAAUGCAAAUUUUCUUUAAGUAGGUAUUACAAUUUUGUGUGAUUUCAUCCAUAUUCUUGGAAGUACAUUGAAAGAUUAAAAUAUAUAUAUAUAUACAUAGUGUAUUUAAAGAAAUUGAGAGGUAAUUAAAAAUAGACAAUUACAAAUUCUAAUAAAUAUUGUUAGUUGCUAUUUUUAAUUAGUCCUCUUGAGUAGCACAGUUAUUUAAAUGUUAUGAAGUUUUUGUUUCAUUAUCUUAUUUGUUAUAUUCCACUCUGCCUUAUUAUCUUAUUCUUAUGAAUAUGAAAAUAUCAUAAAACAAGCUAAUCAUAGAAAGCAAAGUAAUAAAAGCUGUGUAAGUAUGACACUAGUAAAUAGGUUGUAAGAGAAGUUGUUAUUUGGAGAGUUUAGCCUAAACAAUACUUUAUAUUGUUUUUUGUUUAUGUUAUAAUGCAGUCAAUAUUCCAUAUACAGGAUCUUCACCUUCAAGACAUCUUUUAUAAUAUGUCAUACUUUGAAGAAUAGAGGCAAAUACAGUAUAAAACUACAGUUUGUAAUCAUGAGGUAUCUUAACUGUAUAGUUUUAAAAACAUCGGAAGAAAAAAAAAAAAAUGCAUAGGUAAUAUAUAAUCAUAGUGUAAGCUGCUGAAAAUUAUUACUUUUUGCUAAAUAAUGCAGAAAUGUCCCCUCCCGUUAUGUUGUUAAAUGAAAUUAAUAUGUGAGCCUAAUCUCCUGUGGUGUCUAUGUACUUUUGUAAUAUAAAAUCACAGCUUUUUACUUGUUUAUUUAUUGAAAUCAUGCUCACAGUUCAGGUCCUUUAGCUGGAGGUGCUUUUUUAAUUCAGUUAUUAAUUUUUAUACUACAGCCUGUAGAUCAGGUUGAUUUUGUUUCAUUUUAGAGGUGUAAUAAAAAUAAAUCGUGCUAUUUAUUAAAGCAAUUUUAUUUCUCCUUCAUGUUUUAAAAGGAUCUGAACUGAAAAGAAAUAUCAAAAGAUGUUAUUCAUUCCAGAUAUUAUGAAACAAUGGCAAUUUUUUUUUCCUUUACUGAGCUUAAUUUCUUGGUCUAAUAGAUGUAUUCCAUAAUGCUCAUUAAAUUUGCAAUCUUAAGUGUUGCCUUCCACACUUGGAAAAAUUAUUUGCUUAAAAAAAAGAGAGAGGGAGCUUUAUAAGAAAAUGAUAAAUUUAAAAAGAAAAAAAAAAGUUCAUAAGAAAACCAUAAAACUAAUCAGCUUUAUUCAUUAGAUAUCAGAAAUUAGUUUGUAAAGUGCAUAUAUUUAUUGCUAAAUUUCUUUUAAAUUCUCUGUUAUUUACAAGAAAUUAAGUCCAUUUCUGUUUCCAAAAUCUAAGCUUUCUUUUACCAGGCUUAUAUGUACGAUAUGUAUGAAAGAUAUGCCUGCACAACUUAAAUGAAACAUAUUAUACUUUUGUGUGUAUUUCCUCUAAUAAAAAAACUUACAUUUUGUGUGUAAAA
Messenger RNA from Stegodyphus dumicola, 6175 nucleotides. It is a transcript of the gene Klc, whose product is annotated as kinesin light chain. The record is from RefSeq and is a predicted model, not a curated record. Gene Ontology annotation, biological process: microtubule-based movement. NCBI's taxonomy places the organism in Eukaryota, Metazoa, Arthropoda, Arachnida, Araneae, Eresidae. Gene Ontology annotation, cellular component: kinesin complex; cytoplasm. Gene Ontology annotation, molecular function: kinesin binding.